CCCGGGGACUCGCCGCGCCGGGAGCAGCGGGCUUGGAGGCUGCAGGCCGCGCGCGGGCUGAGCCCCCCGCCUGCUGCCGGCGAGAGCGCGCCUCUCCGACAUGCUGCGGCGCGGCGGCCAGGCGCUCCGGCGCUUCUCCACCGGCCAGGUUUAUUUCAAAAACAAGCUAAAGUUGGCACUCAUUGGUCAAAGCCUCUUUGGACAGGAAGUCUACAGCCAUCUCUGCAAAGAGGGCCACCGAGUCGUGGGUGUGUUCACAGUUCCAGACAAGGAUGGAAAAGCUGACCCCCUGGCUUUGGCUGCCGAGAAAGAUGGGACCCCUGUGUUCAAGUUCCCUAGAUGGAGAGUGAAAGGCAAGACCAUAAGGGAGGUGGCAGAGGCCUACAGAUCCGUGGGUGCUGAGCUCAACGUGCUUCCCUUCUGCACACAAUUCAUCCCCAUGGAUGUAAUUGACAACCCCAAACACGGUUCCAUCAUUUAUCACCCGUCCAUCCUUCCCAGGCACAGAGGAGCCUCUGCUAUCAACUGGACUCUAAUUAUGGGAGAUAAGAAAGCUGGGUUUUCUGUUUUCUGGGCUGACGAUGGUUUAGACACGGGACCCAUCCUUCUUCAGAGGUCAUGUGAUGUCGAGCCCAAUGAUACAGUGGAUGCACUUUAUAAUCGAUUUCUUUUUCCUGAAGGAAUCAAGGCCAUGGUGGAAGCUGUCCAACUCAUAGCUGAUGGCAAAGCUCCUUGUAUUCCCCAGCCAGAAGAAGGGGCAACAUAUGAAGGUAUCCAGAAGAAGGAAAAUGCUGAGAUUUCUUGGGAUCAAUCUGCUGAAGUUUUACACAACUGGAUCCGAGGUCAUGAUAAAGUGCCUGGAGCUUGGACAGAGAUAAAUGGACAGAUGGUCACUUUCUAUGGCUCAUCACUACUGAACGGCUCCGUGCCUCCUGGAGAACCGCUGGAAAUUAAAGGUGCCAAGAAGCCUGGUCUUGUUACCAAAAAUGGACUUGUUCUUUUUGGUAACGAUGGAAAAGCACUGAUGGUAAGAAAUCUGCAGCUUGAAGAUGGAAAAAUGAUUCCUGCCUCUCAGUACUUCUCAGGGGGAGAGACAUCAGUGCUGGAACUUACAGCCGAGGAGGUGAAGGUGGCAGAGACCAUUAAGGUCAUCUGGGCUGGAAUUUUAAGCAACGUCCCUGUUAUUGAAGACUCAACAGACUUCUUUAAAUCUGGAGCAAGCUCAAUGGAUGUUGUCAGGCUGGUGGAAGAGAUCAGACAGAAAUGUGGUGGGCUUCAGUUACAGAGUGAAGAUGUCUAUAUGGCCACCAAGUUCGAAGACUUCAUCCAAAAAGUCGUGAGGAAACUGAGAGGAGAAGAUCGAGAAGCAGAGCUAGUGGUGGAUUAUGUUUCAAAAGAGGUCAAUAAAAUGACAGUAAAAAUGCCAUAUCAGUGUUUCAUAAAUGGACAGUUCACAGAUGCCGAUGAUGGAAAGACUUACGACACUAUCAACCCAACAGAUGGAUCUACAAUAUGCAAAGUGUCUUAUGCCUCUUUGGUGGAUGUUGACAAGGCAGUAGCAGCAGCUAAAGAUGCUUUUGAGAACGGUGAAUGGGGGCGAAUGAAUGCAAGAGAAAGAGGAAGAUUGAUGUACAGACUUGCAGACCUACUGGAAGAGAACCAAGAGGAGCUGGCGACCAUUGAAGCUCUCGAUUCAGGGGCUGUCUACACCUUGGCUCUCAAGACUCACAUUGGAAUGUCUGUGCAAACAUUCAGAUAUUUUGCUGGCUGGUGUGACAAAAUUCAGGGUUCUACGAUUCCCAUCAACCAGGCCCGUCCCAAUCGCAAUCUGACCUUUACCAAGAAGGAGCCGCUUGGCGUCUGUGCCAUCAUCAUCCCCUGGAAUUACCCGCUGAUGAUGCUGGCGUGGAAGAGCGCCGCGUGCUUGGCAGCAGGCAACACCUUGGUGCUGAAGCCAGCGCAGGUCACGCCCUUGACUGCUUUGAAGUUCGCAGAGCUCUCUGCUAAAGCAGGCUUCCCCAAGGGGGUCAUCAACAUCCUCCCAGGCUCAGGUGGCACAGCAGGACAACGCCUUUCUGAACAUCCUGAUAUCCGCAAGCUUGGUUUCACUGGGUCCACUCUUAUUGGCAAACAGAUCAUGAAGAGCUGUGCUCUGAGUAACUUGAAGAAAGUUUCCCUUGAACUUGGUGGCAAAUCCCCGCUUAUAAUAUUCAAUGACUGUGAACUUGACAAGGCCGUGAGAAUGGGCAUGGGAGCAGUAUUUUUCAACAAAGGAGAGAACUGUAUUGCCGCUGGGAGGUUGUUCGUGGAAGAAUCCAUCCACGAUGAAUUUGUGACCAGAGUGGUGGAAGAAAUUAAAAAGAUGAAAAUUGGCGAUCCACUUGACAGAUCUACUGACCACGGGCCCCAAAAUCAUAAGGCCCAUCUGGAAAAGCUUCUGCAGUACUGUGAAACUGGAGUGAAAGAGGGGGCCACCUUGGUAUACGGCGGGAAACAGGUCCCCAGGCCAGGCUUUUUUAUGGAACCAACUGUCUUCACGGACGUGGAAGACCACAUGUAUCUUGCCAAAGAGGAGUCCUUUGGGCCUAUUAUGGUCAUUUCUAAAUUCCACAAUGGGGACAUCGAUGGAGUGUUGCAGCGAGCAAAUAAUACAGAGUACGGUUUGGCCUCAGGGGUCUUUACAAGAGACAUAAACAAAGCGAUGUACGUGAGUGAGAAACUAGACGCGGGCACCGUUUUUAUCAACACGUACAACAAGACGGACGUGGCGGCCCCGUUUGGCGGAGUCAAACAGUCCGGCUUCGGAAAAGACCUAGGUGAGGAAGCUCUAAACGAAUACCUCAAAACCAAGACGGUGACCCUGGAAUACUAGAGCAGGCCCAUCCUCCACUCUCCACACGCUGAAGAAGCCGGCCUGCUGGCUAAGGAGGUAUCAGCCAUGGGCCGAUGGAUGCACACACGGACUGUGAAGAGGGGCAGGCCACUGUCUAAGCUCUCACACAUGUGCCUGAGUAUUUUCUAGGACACCUUUUCUACCUUAAAAUGAUUUGUAGUUGUUGGGUUUUGACUGUGUUGCAUAUCACAUUUAUUUCAAAAAUACCAAGCUGCUUUUUCCCCCCAUCAUAUUGUUCAUCUUGAAAAUGUCAAUGUCACACAGCUAUAAUACACAAGGUGCAUUUUUUUUGGAACCCCUGUAUAAUAUGUAUAGGUUUUAACCUCUGAACCAUACAUGUGAGGUUAUUUAAAAGACUUACUAUAAUUUUGCUCUCAAGGAACAGUAGAUCCUGUAAAAAAAUGUGAAGGAUAUUCUUUUUUCUUCAUAUUUGGAAAUAAGAUACAUCUUUGUGCCUUUGAUGGUCUAUUUUUCAACCCACUGUGAUGGCUGGUGAACCCACAAACAGUUCUUGAGUACCUACUAGGUACCUAGUACUCUAUUAUGUCCUGAGGAGUAUACGGAAUUUAAUGGCAUGAUCUCUGGCCCCAGAUAGUUUAAAUUCUAGUCAAUAGCUUUGAGAGUGAAUUUUGCAGUAUGACAUAGUAGAAAGCAAGUCGCUUUUGGAGGCUGAUCUUGGUUCAUAUCAUACCAUCUUACCAUCUAUGAGACUUUGGGAAACUUAUGCAACUUCUCAGAGCCUCAGCUCCCUUUUCUGUAAAGUGGGGACAGUAAUGCCUCCCUCAGGAAACUUAUUAUAAGGAUUCAAUGCAAUAAUAUAAGGAAAGCACCUUGCAGCGUGCUUUGGUCGUGGUAAAUACUCAAUAGAUGUGAAUUCUGUUUUCCCCAUCACUACUUAAAAUAUACAUUGAGAUGUAUUAACUAGGUGAAUGAAUUCAUUUCCCUGCAACCCUUUUCGAUAGUCAUCGAUUCCUAUACCCCUUUCUCAUCCAAUGUUCUGAUGCAGCGCCUGACACAGCAGCCCUGGAAAAUGCCACGUAACGACAGAUGACAAUGAUCCAAGGCAAAGGGUUGCUUUUCUUUGUGCAGUGCACUCAUCCUUCAUAGGACAUCUUGUUUUCCAUUUUUCUGCCUACUGGUUCCACUGCUCACCAGCUGAGUGAUCUUGGGCAAAUCAGUUACCUAAUAUCUCAAAGCUUAGGUCUGGUAUCUAUACAAUGGGGAUAGAGUCCCUGUCUCGUUAGGUGUGGUAAGGAUUCAGUGGGAUCAUAUACAGAAGGCACUUAAGGUGUCUGGACCAUCGUCUGUGCUCAAGAAAUAGGAAUUAUUCCAGCCCGUGCAGGACUCACACAAUUGCCCGCUGAGAGACAGAAAUCGUUAGGUGAGUGAAUGAUCACCAUCCACGUGUGACUAGAGGGUGAGUUCCUGAAUCGCUGGAAGAGGGCCAGAGCAAUUAACUGCUAUUAACCCUCCUUUUAAAGGAAAAUUCUUCUCUCUUUGGCUUUGAAGAAGCCCUCAGGGAGAACUUGUUACUCUGGAGACUCAGCGGGGUAACGUCAGGGGAACUCGGGGAAACUGAUCAACAAGCAGCUGCGACAAAAUCAGAGGCAGGACACACUCAAAGGAAGAAUGCCAGGUGUGAUCCUGUCAGGAUCAAUAGAGCAGGUUUUACCUGUAAGCAUUUUUUAUUAUACUGUAGCUCACGUACCAUGAGAGCUUGGCUGAGCUGAAAUUCUAAGUCGGAGUGAAUACUCUCUGGGUCCAAACGGACAGUUCAUAUUUGAAAAAAAUGACAAAGGCCUUAUUAUCAAGGAACCACUUUUCAAUGCAGUGGUAUUUGGUUUUGUUUUUUUUUUGCUGAGGAAGAUUAGCCCUGAGCUAACAUCUGUGCCAAUCUUCCUCUAUUUUGUUUGUGAGUCACCGCCACAGCACGGCUGCUGACGAGUGGUGCAGGUCUAUGCCUGGGAACCCAACCUGGGCUGCCAAAGUGGAGCGCACUGAACUUAACCACUGGGCCAUGAGACUGGACCCUUAAAUGCAGUGUUUUAACUGAUUUCAUGUGAAUUAAAAUAUCACUUUACCAAGUAUUUUAAUGAUAGCUAAAAUGGCAAACAAAAACAUACCCUUCUUCUGGAUUGAUCGUACCCUCUACAAUUAAUCUCAGUAGCAGUAUCUUUAAUCUUCUUUGAGCCACGAACGACUUGGAGAAUCUGAUAAAAGCUGUGGACCCCUCUGUCCCACUUCUACCCCUGAAAUUCACAUGCACACACCUAAGUCUGAAAAUAGCUUCACGGGAUUCAUAGGCCUCCGAAUGUCCAUGCUUGGGCCUCAGAUUAAGAACUCCUUUUUCCUAGCGAGUUCUAAAGUUCUGACUGGCUUGAGUUUUUAUAUCUGCUAAUCAGAAUCAAAGGCUCCAUGGAAUUCAUAAAACUACCUGUGAAUUUGAAUUGGAAUGUAAUGAGCCACGGCCCACCAGGUGAUUGAACUAACACACUGACUAAUUAGAUUACCACUGUCCCUUCAGAUCCUUAUUUGGCUAAAGGAUAAAGCUGUGAUCUGAUGUCACCCACACUGGGAGGUGUGGACACUUGACACGCUUCUACAUUCCUUCUAAUCCUCUUCCCCAGGCCUUUGCUAAAGCAGUCCCCUUUCACUCCAACACCAUUCCUGGCCUUUCCCACCCCCAUCUGGGUUUAGGUGUCUCUCCUCUCUGCUCUCACUUGUCUGGAACAUAGUACUUACCACUUGGUGCUGAAAUUAUUUGCCUUCCUAAGUAGAUACAGGUACCCCUUCCCCACCCCCAGGAUUGGCGUUUUGUCAAUAACAGCAGCUCCCAUUUAUUGAGGGCCUCCUGUGUGCUAACCACUAUGCUAACCACUUUUUAAAUGCUGUCUUAUUUAACCUUCACAACAUCUGAAAAAUGAAUAAAUUCAGGUGCUCUUCUUACCAGCUCCACCACUGCUGAGCCAUCAUCAUCUCUUAUCUAGGUUAUUGCCAAAGUCUCCCAACUGGUCCUCCUGAUUCUUCUGUGUGCUUCUGUUCAACACUUACGUCAGCCAGUGUCAGUCCUCUCCUCAAAACCUUCCAGUGGCCCCCAAUUCGCUUAGAAUAAAGUCCAGGGUACUUACGAUGGCCUACAAAGUCCUAUUGACUUUGCUCCUGGAUACCUCUGACCUCAUCUCCUAUCAAUUUCCCUUUCAUUCUGUCUAGCCACCCUGGUGCCUUGAUAUUCCUUACGUAGACCAACUGCACUCCUACCUCAGGGCCUUUGCACUUACUGCACCCUCUUCCCAGUGGCGUGCUGGUAAACAACAAAUGGCUCUCUAGGGGAAAAUAAAACCAACUCUUGUAGCAUUUGUGGACUUCUGUGUGUAAAUGCUCUCAUCAAGGCUGACUUCAAGCUACCAAUUUGACUUCACUGAACAGGGAGUUGGGAAGAGAUGUGUGCAAUCAGAACAAACACAAGCCAGUGCCAGCACACCACUGCCUCUUCCUGAAACUCCUUCUGUCCAAACAACCUCCUGGCUGGCUGCCUCACUUCCUCCAGGUCUCUCCUCAAUUAUCAUCUUAGUAGAGACAUAUUUUCUACACAUGUCCCCACAUUCCUACCUUGUCUGCCCUGUCAUUCUGUAUUCUUCUUAUCCUGCAUUAUUUUCACAGCGCUUUUCACAACCUGGCAUAUAUUUAUCAUCUGUUUCUCCCCAUUAGAAUGUAAGCUUCCUGAACAGGUGCUACUUUUGUUCAAUGCUGUAUCUCCAGCGCCUAAUGUGUCGGAGGAGCUCAAUACAUAUUUGCUUUCACAGGAAAGAGGUUGAGUAACCUGCCCGAAUCACACAGCUAUGAAGUGGCACAACAGGCGCUCAGGCAACGAAACUGGUGCUUAUCCGAGAUGAGAUGGCUUUUACUGCCAACGCCUCCAUCAGGGCCUGGGUAGCGAAUCGCAGGCACAGGGUAAAUAUCUGCCAAACUGAAAACCUCAGCAGAAUGCACAUUACCCACAAGAGCUUUUGCAGAAGCGGCUAGAGACAGGGUGAGAAAUCAAGUUUGGCUCCCCCAUACCUGCCCUCCAAGAAAAUAAAAGCUGUCGAGGGAAACCGGGGCUACAAGGAGAUGAUCAAAUAUGAGACGUGAUGGCUGGGGUGGAUUAUUGAUUAUUAUUAUUACCGUUCUGCAAAUACCCAAGUGGAUUUUUAAAAAUGAUUAAAUAAUACUUAAUUAUGUAAAAUGCACAUAAAACAGGAAGCUAAGACUCAACCGUAAAUUCUCCACACAGAAAUAACCACAGAUAUUUGAGAUUGUUCCAGACUUUUUCUAUGAAUACAUACGUUUUUUUUUGGUGAGGAAGAUUGUCCCGGAGCUAACACCUGUGCCAAUCUUCCUCUAUUUUAUAUGUGGGAUGCCACCGCAGCAAGGCUUGAUGAGUGGUGUGUAGGUCCACACCCAGGAUCCAAACCCACAAACCCUGGGCUGCUGAAGCGGAGCAUGCAAACUUAACCACUACGGCACUGGGCCAGCCCUGAACACAUAGGUUUUUACAGAACUAGUAUACUACUAUAUAACUUGGUUACCCACUUUUUUCAAUUAACAAUAUACAAGCAUCCUUCUAUGUCAAUAAACAUACUUCUUCACAUGUUCAGUGACUUUAA
Molecule: messenger RNA, 7539 nt
Organism: Equus caballus (horse)
Lineage: Eukaryota; Metazoa; Chordata; Mammalia; Perissodactyla; Equidae
Gene: ALDH1L2
Product: aldehyde dehydrogenase 1 family member L2
Biological process (GO): one-carbon metabolic process; 10-formyltetrahydrofolate catabolic process; biosynthetic process
Cellular component (GO): cytoplasm
Molecular function (GO): formyltetrahydrofolate dehydrogenase activity; aldehyde dehydrogenase (NAD+) activity
Source: RefSeq, a predicted model, not a curated record